AUGAAGCUGAUUAGCAGGUGUGUGUUCAAGCGAUUGAACCAUAACAGCAGUUUGCGGGCCUAUAUAGCUGCAAACAGUCGAAUUGCUGGGUCCACACUGUUCCAAGGCACGCUUUAUGAGCACACGGUGGUUCGAGAACUAGAAGAGAAACUUUUGAUGGAGAAACUGAAAGUAUGUGGUGGAGCGUUUGAUAAAGGGGUUGACAUUCGAGGUAAAUGGCCGAUUGAGCGGAUUUUCGAAGCAUUUAAUCAAUGUUUGGACGAAACCGAUGACCAUGGAAGUAAAAGAGUGACGGUUAAUGGAACAAAUUUUAAACCAUUACGUUAUAAAAUUGAUAAUUCGACGUUUAAGCCAUUGAACAUUCUAGUACAAUGCAAAGGUUUCAAACAUUCCAAGAUUACAAGCAAAGAAAUUCGAGAGUCUGUCGGAGCGUUUUUGUUGAAUGUCAGAGACGUUAAACGUAAUGCAACGAUAUUCUUCGUGGCGUCACCUAACCUGUUGACGCGUGAUGGUCUCAUGGCGAUGAACAGUCUUGCCAUUCCGAUGAUCUAUAUUCGGGUAGGAAUGCUGAAAAGUCAUCAAGGCGGGUACGAUCUCGAGAACACGGGGAAACUCUCAAAUUACUACGAAAAUGAGUUUGCAGUUAAGCUCCUGGAAGGUUUUGGUAUCGACGUUUGGCUCAAGACGCAAUCCUACAAGAGGGCGCAGCAUUAG
Messenger RNA from Lachancea mirantina, 714 nucleotides. The record is from the annotation of a GenBank genome assembly. Lineage: Eukaryota; Fungi; Ascomycota; Saccharomycetes; Saccharomycetales; Saccharomycetaceae.